AUGCCAAAAGGGGCAAUUCAUUUCACCGGAUCGAACUUCGCCAUCAGAAGAAGGCUCAGGUGGGAUAUUCUCGACAGAAUGAGGAAGCUGAUCGAGAAUGGAACUUACAAGAGGCCGAGGUGGAUGGACUGGGUGGAGGCACAUCCGCCGCUUGACACGAGGAAUCUACUACACACAGACAGAGUUGUUAAAAACCCAUAUGUUCCUCUUAUUUCAAACUUGCUAGAUAGGUACCCUCAUCUGAGGUUUGAGGGAUGCUUUGACCCGGACAACGAAUGGCAAAAGGGAUUGGAUUUUUAUACACACGAUCACCCAGUUAUGCAAUUUGUAACAUAUCAACUCAGUCUCAUGAACAAAGGAAUCGAUAAGGAAGAGGCCUUUAGAAGGACUGAAAAGGUAUUCUAUGAUAAGAGAAUAGAGUCUGAGAAGAGACAAAAGGUUAAAAUGGCGCUCGGAGUGGACACAGAUUCAUCGCCAAUAUAUACAACAGGAUUCGCGUACCAUAACGAAAAAAUCGCAAAUAAUAAAGAAAAAUUACUUUUACACAUAAGAGAUGAAUUAAGGUAA
Molecule: messenger RNA, 567 nt
Organism: Theileria orientalis strain Shintoku
Lineage: Eukaryota; Apicomplexa; Aconoidasida; Piroplasmida; Theileriidae
Exons: 6
Coding region: 1-567 (188 amino acids)
Source: RefSeq, a predicted model, not a curated record